Molecule: messenger RNA, 114 nt
Organism: Hydatigera taeniaeformis
Lineage: Eukaryota; Metazoa; Platyhelminthes; Cestoda; Cyclophyllidea; Taeniidae
Source: the annotation of a GenBank genome assembly
AUGAAGGUGGAAGUAGCGACGAAGAAGCUUCAUUUGCUCUUCAUUGCUAUUUCGACACCGGAUGCAGCACCGUCAUCAGGUCAAAUAGUUGUGCGUGACACCGGGGCUAUGUGA